CCCGGGGCCGUGCCCGUGCCCGUUCCCGUUCCCGUUCCCGUCCGGGCGGGGCAGCGGCGGCGGCUGCACGGCGCUUCCUGGUGCGGCGGGGCAUGGCGCUGGUCACGGUGCGGCGGGCGGCGGGGUCCGCCGGGGGCUCCGCGGAGGAAGAUGCACCCAGACGUGGCCAACUGCAGCGGCGGCAGAGCUUUGUCAUGGUCAAAGGGGCCGCUCUGCUGCUGCCCGCCGAGGAGCCCCCCCCGGCUGAGCCCCCCCCGGCCGAGCCCCCCAGCCAGGCCCCGGGGCAGCAGGAGCAGCACCUCCAGCUCAUGAUGCAGCUGCUGCGGGCACAGGACGCCAUCCGGCUGGCGGUGCGGUUGGAGUCAGCACGGCCGCGGCGGGUGCGGUACCUGCUGGUGGUGCGGCCCGAAGAGGAGGGGGCCGAGGGGGAGGCAGCGCUGCUGGGGGUGGACUUCGCCCAUGAGGGGGCCUCCCGCUGCACCCUGGGCAUGGUGCUGCCCCUCUGGAGCGACACCCAGGUCUUCCUCGAUGGCGAUGGAGGGUUCAGUGUGACGUCAGGGGGAGAGACCCGCAUCUUCAAGCCCAUCUCUGUGCAGACCAUGUGGGCCGUGCUGCAGGAGCUGCACCGGGCCUGCGAGGACGCGUCCCGAGGGGGGCACAUCCCCGGCGGAGCGGCGCUGGGCUGGGCCCGCGGCUACGCGGCGGAGCUGGGCUCGGAGCAGAGCUGCAUCAACGAGUGGAGCGCCAUGGCCGGGCUGGAGUCCGUGCGCCCCGCGUCCCCCCCGCCGUGCCCGCCAGCGGCAGCGGAGCUGUCGGAGCAGACGGUGCGGGCGCUGCUGCGGGACGUGAUGGCCAGCGCCGACCUGGAGAGCGUCACCUCCAAGGAGGUUCGGGAGGAGCUGGAGCGGCGCACGGGGCACAGCCUGGCCCAGCACAAGGACUUCAUCGACAACGAGAUGCUGCUGGUGCUGGCGCAGAUGGACCGGCCCUCCCGUGUCUUCCCUCACGUCUACCUGGGAUCUGAGUGGAACGCGGCCAACUUGGAGGAGCUGCAGCAGAACCGGGUCACCCACAUCCUGAACGUGGCGCGGGAGAUCGACAACUUCUUCCCGGCGCUGUUCACCUACAUGAACGUGCGGGUGUACGAUGAGGAGACGGCCCAGCUCCUGCCCCACUGGAACGACACCUUCCUCUUCCUCUCCCGUGUCCGGGCCAGCGGGGGCCGGGCGCUGGUUCACUGUCGCAUGGGGCUGAGCCGCUCGGCAGCCACGGUGCUGGCGUACGCCAUGAAGGAGUUGGGGUGGUCCCUGGAGCGGGCGCUGCGGCACGUGCGGCACUGCCGGCCCGGCGCCAUGCCCAACCCCGGCUUCAUGCGCCAGCUCGACUUCUACCAGGGCAUCCUGCGCGCCAGCCGGCACAGCACCAUGUGGGAGCCCAGGGCGGCCGAGCCCCAGCCUCCAGGGGACGAGGGCGGCACGGCCCCGUCCCCGCAGCCCCCUGAGGACGUGCCCGUGCCGGGGGUGCUGGGGGCCUCCCCGCGGCCCCGCAUCUCCCUGUGCGCCGUCAUGAGGAGCAUCAGCCAGCUGGAGCCCCCCGGGGAGCCGCUCUGCGAGGAGGUGAGCGCAGGGGCUCGGGGGGGGGGGGCCCCCCCGGCAGCACCGCCCCAGCCUCGGCCCUCGUCCCGCCCGCGCCGGGUGCCGCGCCAGGCCAGCCUCGACGGAGGCCACGCCCCCUGA
Molecule: messenger RNA, 1736 nt
Organism: Pezoporus occidentalis (night parrot)
Lineage: Eukaryota; Metazoa; Chordata; Aves; Psittaciformes; Psittacidae
Gene: SSH3
Product: slingshot protein phosphatase 3
Exons: 14
Coding region: 93-1736 (547 amino acids)
Biological process (GO): actin cytoskeleton organization; negative regulation of actin filament polymerization; protein dephosphorylation
Cellular component (GO): cytoplasm
Molecular function (GO): actin binding; protein tyrosine/serine/threonine phosphatase activity
Source: RefSeq, a predicted model, not a curated record